AAUAUCGAUGAUAGUGCCACCACAGUGCACAACAGUUUGCGAAAAUUUCGUGUAAAAAUUUACUAUUGAUUUGACAAAUUUGUGCUGUUGAAAUUAAGACCAAUUAGGAAAUUGAGGAAAUUACGUUGCCUAUGCCGUGCGGCAUGCAUUAAAUGUGUAAAUAAAAUUCUCUGGCUGAAGCUAAAGCAAAACGUUGCUGCUGCUGCUGCUGUUGGAAUUUGCUGUUCGAAUUGUCUUUCAAUUUGGAGCCCCGUUUUUCCACCUACGCUGACGCGACGUUAAACGAAGCCGAAGCGCAAAGUGGGGGGAGGCAUAGCACAGCUGAGUUAGCAGUAAAGCCAAUAUAUAAACAAAUAAAACUGUUGCCUGGCCUGGGGCGUGGCUAGCUUGAUACCAAAUAGUAAUAAGACCCUCAACAAGUUGUUUGACGAUGGAGGAGGUAACGCUCACAGAGCCAGAGACACGUUUCUAUAGUGAGCUGUUUCAGUGCUGCGACGUGGAGAGCAGCAGUAAGGUGCCCAUGCUAAAGGCAACCGAACUUUUUCGCUCUGCAGACAUUGCCAACGAGACAGUCAUUGAGAUCACCGCUUUAGCUGGCAUCCCUUCCACAGCUUUGCACAUCUCUCGUGCUCAGUUCUAUUCAUGCCUUAAGCUAAUUGCCGCCCAUCAAGCGUCUGUGCCAUUGCGUCAGGAGCUCAUAGCAGCAACUGUGCCAUUGCCCUUGCCGCAUUUUAGCUGGAAGGAAGCGGCUACUACUUCAACGAUUGCCUGUGAGAAUGGCUUAGGUGCCUUGCCACCGCCUCCAACAAACGAUCGUCGUAAUUCGCUGCGCCGCAAUUCCCAGCAGCAACAACAUCAACAGCAGUUGGAGCAGCUACAGGAUACCUCGGAUGUGCCAAGUACCGAUUCUGAAGUAGAGCAAAACGAAUCUAGCUGCGGUGGCGACUUUGAUGAGCUGGCUAAUGCAGAGGCUGUUGGUGUCGUCAGCAGCAGCAGUCGCGAAACACGUCGACGUGGCUCACCGGAAGCGUGGAGCACAAACAGCGAUAGUCCGACGCCGACAAAUAGCGUCGCCGAGCGUCCUUGGGCGCAGGAUACGCUGUGGCAAGGGCUGCUAGGAGAUGAGCACCGUCAACUGCUGGGCACCGAGGAGGAGUCUUCCGAUCGCCACAGCAGCGAUGAUGAGGACAACGAAAGUGAAUUGAUUACUCUCUAUCAGAUUACUCCGGAACAACGCGAAUAUUACAAUAAACAAUUUCGAGCAGUGCAACGGGAUCCGCAUGGCCUGCUUUCCGGACAGGCAGCGCGCAAUUUCUUUGAAAAGAGUCGCAUACCCGUUGAGGAGCUGCGUCACAUUUGGCAGCUGUGCGAUGUGACACGUGACGGAGCUCUCAGUCUAUCCGAAUUUACGGCUGCCAUGCAUCUCGUUGUCUUGCGUCGCAACAAUAUACCAUUGCCCAGCAGUUUGCCCCAUUGCUUGCAUCCGAAUGUGCUGGCCAAAUCGACAACGACAAACGCUUCGGCAUCAUCAACUAUACCUCAAGAGCCGCCCGAGGCUGAUCUCCUGCAUUUGAAUGAUGACGAUGACGAUGAGCACACAGACAAUACAAUCAUUAGCAGCACACAACCGCAGCAACCCAAGCCACGCCUCAACGACAAGAACAUUAUGAAUCUGAGCAGCAUUUCUACUUCCUCUCAAGCUAGCAACAGCAGCUCCAGGCGAGAGGUGACGACGCCUGUGCUUAAGCACCGCAGCAUUUCCAAUUCACCAAAUGCGGAAAAGUCGAUAACAGCUGCAGCAGCAAUAACAACUGGAGCGGGCGCUGCUGCCAGCUCAACGAACGAUGCCAGCCAAUGGACGAAGUUUAGUGAAUCUCCCACGACGACAGCUACAGCCAUAGCAAGCGGAGCAAGUGCAACGUCUGUAGCUUCAGCUUCUGCUGCUGGUGUGCCUGCUCCUGCCGUUUCUAGUCCCGGUUUGAAACCAGCUUUGUUUGAUAUGAAACGCACUGCCCAGGAUGUGGGCUCCAAUCCGCAAAUCUUGCAUCCCGUGCCACUGCGUGUGACGCCCAUAGGCACGGCUAUUGCGUCUUCAGGCGAUCCAUCAAGUCAACAGGGAAUUGCCGAUGUGGAAGGCGUUGUUGUGCUGCGCGAGGACAGCCCCAAAGCCAUAGCCACCACAACAGCAAUACCAACAGCAACAGCAGCAAUGUCAUCAUCAACAACAUCAGCUACAAACAGCAUACACAACAUUCAGAGGGAAAGCAACGAUCUGCGGGCCAUUCAAAGACCGCAAGCAAAGAAGCUGCCAGCAAAGAAUAAUAUUGGGGCAUUGCCACCGCCGCCGCAAAGGGAGCCAAGCAUUGGCUCCAUUGGUCUCAGUGAGCCACCGGAUCAGGCGACGCCAUUGCCGCCGUCAAGCUAUGCAACGAGCGUCACAACAUCUGCCAAGAAGGAGCCACCGCCUUUGCCGCCGCCGCGUCCUCAUCGACAUGCACGCAGUAGCAGCUUAGACUUGAAUAAGUUCAAAAUUGGUGCAGCUGGUGCCCAACAGCCAGAGAUAACCGCGCAAGCCAGCUUCGAUAUGCAAACCUCAACGGGUUUUGCCGAUUUCACGCACUUUGCCGACGAUGCGAAUGUUCUGGAUGCCAGCAACAACAACAACAGCAGUAGCAGCAGCAACAACAACAGUACAACAGCAACAGUUGCUGGUGCUGCUGAGCAGCAGUUGCAUUCGCUGCCACCUGCACCGCCACCGCCCGCAUUUGUGCCGCCCAUAUCUGCGCGCAUUACGUUGCAGACGCAGCAGCGCGUUUCAGCUUUUGAAGUUUAUCGCAAGCCACAGACGCCGGCGCCGGUAGCUGCCGCUGCACCAACAGCAGCAACAGUUGCUGGGCAGCUACCAAGCGCGGACAGCUUUGAGAAGCGUGUUACAGCAAUCACCGAUUCAUUGCGUCAUGUGUCCUUCAAGCAGAAUCAAAUGAGCACCACGGAGCUGCUGCAGCGUCUACGUGAGCAGAACACUUCGCUGCUGCAUCUGUGCAACGACUUAAGUGACGAACUGCUCAGCGUGCAGACCCGCAAGGAGGAGAUGCGUCUAAAGCUGGAGAGCCUGACAGGAGCAGGAGGAGCAGCAGUGGCUGUAGCUGGAGCAACUGUAUCGGAUAUGGAUGUCAGCACACGUGCCGGCUCCUCAAUAUCAGCGCCAAUGACAGCGAAUGUGACGGGCGGCUCGUCCGGCUCCACGGGUGCCUAUACGAAUGUUUAAUUAAAAAACGGAAAACCAAGCAGCCACUUUUAUUGUUGUUUCUAUUUGUUGCAAAUAGUAGAGGAAGAAGAAGAGAAGGUAAACAUAUUGUGAAUUCCGCUGCUUAAGUUUUUAUUGUUUUGCUAUUUAAUUGUAGGCUAGUUAAAUCUCAAAAAUCAUGCAAACAUCUUUGUCAAGCAACAAUAACAAUAAUAACGCCUCUUAUAGAAUACAUACAUAUACAUAUUUAUGCAGAUACAAUUUAUGUAUACUUCUCUUUAGCACACAGAAAGCUAAUUGAACUAAUUGUUAAAAACUAAAUGUGUAAAUGUAAAUGAAAAGGAAAUCGAAGAA
This is a messenger RNA of Drosophila arizonae, 3601 nucleotides long. It is a transcript of the gene Reps, whose product is annotated as RALBP1 associated Eps domain containing. Gene Ontology annotation, molecular function: calcium ion binding; protein binding. The record is from RefSeq and is a predicted model, not a curated record. Gene Ontology annotation, biological process: endosomal transport; endocytosis. Lineage: Eukaryota; Metazoa; Arthropoda; Insecta; Diptera; Drosophilidae. Gene Ontology annotation, cellular component: plasma membrane; cytoplasm.